UGCAGAUAAUCGCGAUAUGACAACAGAGGGCGCUAUGACUUGUAAACAGUCGACGAUUUCAAUCCAACGCUCUGCUGAUCAUCGGAGAUAAAAACAUUAUUUUUAGCGAACAAUCGUUUGUAUUUGCACGAUCUAUUAUGCACUAAUACCACGCAUACUGCUGCCGAGUCAGCUUCUCAUUCUCACUCUACGUAGCAGUGUGUAGAGAUGAGAUGAUCUGAUCUGGUGAAAGUCGACAAGAAACAUCACACCAUCUGCUCUGCUGGAACUGAACACAGUCAGUAGGCCUAUAAAGUUUGAACACACACAGCAGUCGUAAAGUUUGAAUAAAGUUUCUUUCACUUUUGAAAAGGGCGUAGGCCGUAGCUCUGCUCAUAAUACAGAAUGGCAACUCGCAUGCUUCGUUCAGUUUUUGGGAGGGCUGAUACUCUGGUGGGUCGAAGUUUUAACCCUUUAGAUUACGUACAUCGAUGUGGUGCAUCGCUCCAUCUGAGGCCUGCAUUAGUGACAACGUUGAGUCGACACUUAUCAUGCAACAGAUCUGUUAGUGCCAACCAUAAUGAGUUGAGUUACUACCAUGCCGCUGUGAAAGAGCCACUUAUUGGGAAAACAAUUGGUCAAAUAAUGGAUGAAACAACAGAGAAGUAUCCAGAUAGAGAGUCACACGUCUUCUGUGCAGAUGGAAUCAGAAGGACAUUUGCACAAUUCAAACAAGAGACUGACAAAAUAGCACUUGGACUUCUAGCGCUUGGGAUCAAAGAAGGAGACAGAGUUGGUAUGUGGGGACCAUCCACAUUAGAAUGGGUUCUCACACAGUUUGCAACGUGUCGUAUUGGAGCAGUUAUGGUCAACAUUAAUCCAGUGUACAGAGUACUUGAGUUGGAGUAUGCUCUACACAAGUCUGGUUGCAAAGCAAUAGUCUGUGAUAAGAGUUUCCGAACAUUGGACUACUAUGCAAUACUACAAGAGAUUUGCCCUGAGCUAGCAACCGAUAAACCAGGUCAGCUUAAAAGUGCAAGGCUCCCAGAUCUUAAGACAGUCAUCUUCAGAGGUGAAGACAGUCUUCCCGGAACUUACAACUUCCCUGAUCUCCUGAAUAUGGGAGGCAGCACUGAAGAGAAACGUCUGGAAGAAUAUAAACAUGUGGUACAGUUUGAUGAACCCAUCAAUAUACAGUUUACAUCCGGAACUACAGGCUUUCCAAAAGGUGCAGCGUUGACACAUCACAAUAUCCUGAACAACGCCUACACUAUUGGACAUAUCAUUGGUUACCAUGAGAAGCCACAUCGCAUCUGUAUUCCAGUCCCCUUGUAUCACUGCUUUGGUAUGGUAGGAGGCACGUUAUGUGGAAUGGUUCAUGGUGCAACCUCUGUCUUUCCGGCUCCUGGGUUUGAACCUGAAGCAGCACUUCGAGCUGUAUCUGAGGAGAAAUGUACGUCGUUAUACGGAACCCCAACUAUGUUCAUUGACAUGUUGCAUCAUCCAAGAAUCUCCCAGUAUGAUUUCUCGAGUUUAUCAACGGGUAUUAUGGCAGGUUCACCAUGUCCCAUAGAGAUUAUGAAACAGAGUAUCACACAGCUCAAUAUGAAGGAUGUUUGUAUUGCGUAUGGACUGACGGAGGUAUCUCCUGUGAUCUUUCAAACACUACGAGAUGAUCCAAUAGAAAAGAGAGUUUCAACAAUCGGAAAAGCCACUGACCACAAUGAAGUAAAGAUUAUUGAUGUUGAAACUGGCAAUAUUGUACCUCGUAAUACUGCUGGAGAGUUAUGCAGUCGAGGAUAUACCACAAUGAUUGGUUAUUGGCAAGAUGAGAAGAAGACAAAAGAGGCUAUUGAUGAAAGCAGAUGGUUCCACACAGGUGAUCUGGCUGUAAUGGAUGAUGAAGGUUACGUCUCCAUCGUUGGACGGAAGAAAGAUAUGAUCAUCCGAGGAGGAGAAAAUAUUUAUCCUGUGGAGCUGGAGAACUUCUUGUAUAAGCAUCCAAAGAUUGAAGACGUUCAGGUAAUUGGACUUCCAGAUGAGCGUCUUGGUGAGAUUGUUUGCGCUUGGAUCAAAUUAAAGGAAGGACAAACUGCAACUGUAGAAGAGAUCAAGGAAUUCUGUAAAGGAGAGAUGGCUCAUUUUAAGAUCCCAAAGAUUGUUCACUUUGUGUCGGAGUUUCCUCUGACUGUGACUGGUAAAGUGCAGAAGUUUAAGAUGAGAGAGGAGAUGCAUAUUCUCCUGGAUUUAAAGGGGUAAAGUCUAAACUUGUCAGCAUUAAGUAUUAGCGUCAUUCAGCGUUAUAUCUAUAUUGCAGUUUGCUUCUCAGGUGUUUUCAAGAGACUGAGUUAAUAAGUUAUGCAAAAUAAACUUCAAAAUAGAUGAGUUUGGCAGCAUUAGCAAAUGUAUACCCUUGCUCAUUGUUCUUAACCCUAUAAGGACUGGGGGCACAAUUCUUAUCCAAUCACCACCAGUGUCCCCCGGUCUCUGUAAGUCCAACAAUACAUGGUUCUGAUAAGCAUGGUCCUGAUAGAGUUAAACCAAAGAAGAAGAAAUUCAAAGAACAUCUCAGUGAAUUAUCACCUUGUCAUAAAAAGCCUAUUGAAUGAACCAUGAGAAAGAUGCCUUCUCAGUUUUAAGCCAAUUCAAUGGUUAACAAUUUAUUUAAAUAUCAAAUAGUAUGUUGAAUGAGUAGGAAAAAAUUUCAGUAUUCACUUGAUACUUUUAACAACAAAAAUCAAAGAAAGAUUAGUGAGAACAAAUUUAAACAAAAAUUUAAAAAAGACUGUGCUAACCUUUUAAUCAGAAUUGUGACAUACUUAAGUUGCAAGACUGCAGCAUCUCAGCUAUGAAUAUAUAUCUGCUAUAGCAUGUGUCUUGUUAGUAUGGCAGUACACAGUGUAUUAUAUAGCUCUAGAGUUUUGCUAACUUCACAUGGCAACAAGAUCCACUGCCAGAUGAAUACAGUAUAAAUUCCAUUCAGUAUAAAUUCCAUUCAGUAUAAAUUCCAUUCAGUAUAAAUUCCAUUCAGUAUUUUUAAAAUGUUUAUACCAGACUAUUAUGGUUAUUAUGUUGUAAUUGGCUGUACCAAAACGCUCUGGGUGUGAAAAGCGCUAUAUAAAAACGGUUAUUAUUUUUUAUUACUAUUACUAUUAAAGAUGUUUUGUCAGAUUUUCUGCCCCAUACAUUAAAAAAUAGAUGUUUUUCAGUGAAUGGUAUUUCAAAGAGUAUUGCCCGCUCUAGCGAAUAAAGUU
This is a messenger RNA of Asterias rubens (European starfish), 3233 nucleotides long. RefSeq names its product medium-chain acyl-CoA ligase ACSF2, mitochondrial-like. Gene Ontology annotation, molecular function: medium-chain fatty acid-CoA ligase activity. The transcript has 13 exons. The record is from RefSeq and is a predicted model, not a curated record. Lineage: Eukaryota; Metazoa; Echinodermata; Asteroidea; Forcipulatida; Asteriidae. Gene Ontology annotation, biological process: fatty acid metabolic process. The coding region runs from base 385 to 2238 and encodes 617 amino acids.